AUGGUGUUAAGUUUCCUCCUAAAGCGAAUUCUACCACAUGAUAAGUUCCACACAUUGAGUGGGUCCUUGAUUAGCUGCAUCAUGGGUGACAUGGGAGACCCGCAGCAUGGCAGGAGCCAGCCCAGAGAGCAUUUGAAGUCCGAAGGCGUGGCGCUAGAGGAAUCCCUUGGCCAAUCUUACGAACACCGCGCAACGUGGCUUGAGCUGAAAUUGACCCGCGACGCAUCCUUCAUAUUCCUGCCCAGGGGUUCGGUUGCAGAAGACGGAGACAUCAUUGUGGCUGCUGAGUUUACGUGUGUCAGCAGUGUGUUGAAUCGGAAUAGGGUCGGUCUCGGGAGUUCCAAUUCAGGGUUCCAACGCACAGCGAGAUUCAACCUAACAAGGUUUAAGGAAUACUCUCGCAAGGUAGAGAGUACCCUGGAGGUGUCAACGGAACCGCACGGACCACUAGAAGCAUUGGGGCUGAAAAUGUUUAAAUGGGAAAGCAAGCCCGACCUCAAGACCUCGCAUUCUUCGUCUGACAUCGGUGAGCUGGAUUGGCUCGCGCCGCGCUGUUGGGGUCACUUCGUGGUGGUCAGAUUUUUAAUGAGAGUCAAAGGUGGGAGUGGCGUUGCUCAAGGUUGGCAGGUAGCUGCCGAGACCAUUUGCCAUGAGGAUACAUCGGUGGGUGUAUCGGCCUGGGAGAUGGCCCGUCAUCACUUCUAUCAGGAUCGCUUCAAUUGCACUUCCGCCAUUAGCUUCGCAGAUCCCUUUGCGUAUAAGCCACUCAGGUCGAUCACGUCAGGAAAUUUUCUCGCAACCAACGAUGAAGCACCUGAAAGGUAUCCGUAA
Lindgomyces ingoldianus is the source of this 831-nucleotide messenger RNA. RefSeq lists its product as uncharacterized. The transcript has 10 exons. The record is from RefSeq and is a predicted model, not a curated record. Lineage: Eukaryota; Fungi; Ascomycota; Dothideomycetes; Pleosporales; Lindgomycetaceae. Bases 1 to 831 code for a protein of 276 amino acids.